This is a messenger RNA of Iphiclides podalirius (scarce swallowtail), 294 nucleotides long. NCBI's taxonomy places the organism in Eukaryota, Metazoa, Arthropoda, Insecta, Lepidoptera, Papilionidae. The record is from the annotation of a GenBank genome assembly.
AUGGACCCGGAGAGGCAACCUCUGCUCGCCCAUUCGGGUUGCAGGGCGCUCUCGUACUCGGAGGUGGCGCGGUGCCGCGGCGCGCCCGGCUGGAGGCGAGCGCGCGCCGCGGCGCUGGUGGCGCUGUGGGCGCUGGUGGCGCUGGCGGCGGCGCUGGCGGCGCGCGCCCUCUCCGCCGCCCCCUGCGCCCCUCCGCACGCCCUGGGGCCCGCGCCCCCCGUGCCGCCCGCGCACCUCUCGCUGGCGCCGCUGGUGGCCUCCGUGCGCGACCAGCACCACAAACAGUUCAUGCUC